UCCCGAGUCACCCAUUCUCCUAUUCCGAAUCCCAUCGCCUCCUGUUACUGCCCGUAACCGCCCCCGGCGCCGGCCACUAUGAAGUACAACCCGCGCGUGUCGAGCUCCCGGAGGAAGUGCCGGAAGGCGCACUUCACAGCGCCGUCGAGCGUUCGGCGGGUGCUGAUGAGCGCGCCGCUGUCGGCCGACCUCCGGAACAAGUACAACGUGCGGUCGGUGCCGGUGCGCAAAGACGAUGAGGUGCAGGUGGUGCGCGGAACCUACAAGGGCCGCGAGGGCAAGGUCGUACAGGUCUACCGACGGAAGUGGGUCAUCCACGUCGAGCGUAUCACCCGCGAGAAGGUGAAUGGCUCCACCGUCAACGUCGGCGUCAACCCGUCCAAGGUCGUCAUCACAAAGCUUAAGCUCGACAAGGACCGCAAGGCCCUCCUCGAUCGCAAGGCCCGUGGACGCGCCGCGGACAAGGCCAAGGGCAAGUUCUCUGCGGACGAGGUCGCCGCCGCCGCCGCCGCCGCCGCCGCCACUGCCGGUGCGCCCUCUCUCCAAGAAAUCGACUGAUCUCUCCGAUCAUCUGUCAGAGCCACUCUUAGCUUUCGUUGAUUCGUUGGAGAUCUUCAGGAUUUUGAUUUUGGGAGGAACAAGUUUCGUACCGUGUAUCGUUUCUGCCCGAAGAUGGGAUUAAGCUAAUGCUUUGCAAUUAUGGAUUUUACUGUAGGAUUAAUUCCCAUUUUAAUGUGUCAUUUUCUCUCGUCA
This is a messenger RNA of Musa acuminata subsp. malaccensis (wild Malaysian banana), 753 nucleotides long. Its product is annotated as large ribosomal subunit protein uL24y. Gene Ontology annotation, cellular component: ribosome; cytosolic large ribosomal subunit. Gene Ontology annotation, biological process: ribosomal large subunit biogenesis; cytoplasmic translation. The record is from RefSeq and is a predicted model, not a curated record. NCBI's taxonomy places the organism in Eukaryota, Viridiplantae, Streptophyta, Magnoliopsida, Zingiberales, Musaceae. Gene Ontology annotation, molecular function: structural constituent of ribosome; RNA binding.